CAGCGACAUGAGGGAGUCCCAGCCCCAGCCAAACCAUGGCGGUGGCGAUGCCGGUACUGCGGCCGCAGGCAUUGAGUCGGCGCGGCGGCCGAGCAAGCUAAGGCGGCUCAGGGCUGGUGGCGCGGAUGCCGCCGCUGCUGGGCGUGUAGCAGCAGCCAAGGCGGGUGGUGCUGGCGGCGGCGGCGGCAGCGACGCCCCAGGGGCAGCUGGGCAGCUGUCGCGGAGAGCAGCGGCGGCGGCAGUUGCGGCAGCGGCCGCGCCGGCACAUGCCAACCUGGCUGCGAACAGGCAACGUGUCCUAACCGGAGCAGCGUUUGCUAGCCACGCUGCGGGUCGCGGUCGCGGCGGGCGUGGCGGGCGUCGCGGCGGCUGUGCGUUUAUCGACGAGGAGGCCUCACUGUCGGGUGAC
Molecule: messenger RNA, 409 nt
Organism: Astrephomene gubernaculifera
Lineage: Eukaryota; Viridiplantae; Chlorophyta; Chlorophyceae; Chlamydomonadales; Astrephomenaceae
Source: the annotation of a GenBank genome assembly